Messenger RNA from Arabis nemorensis, 840 nucleotides. NCBI's taxonomy places the organism in Eukaryota, Viridiplantae, Streptophyta, Magnoliopsida, Brassicales, Brassicaceae. The record is from the annotation of a GenBank genome assembly.
AUGUUAGAGAUGAAGAACCUCUGUCGUGAAGUGUGGACUUGGAAUCGAAAAAAAGAGAUGAGUUUGAUCGAAGAUUGUCUAAGAAAUCACCGUUUCAUUGCAAUCGAUACGGAGUUUCCAGGUUCGUUGCGAGAAACUUGUAAAGACGCGACAGAUUACGAACGCUACAACAACAUGAGAUUCAGCGUCGAUAAGACAAAACUGAUCCAGUUAGGUCUUACUCUGUUCGACACAGAGGGAAGAAUCGGCGGUACUUGGGAAAUAAACUUCUCUGAUUUUGGUGAAAUUGACGAUGCGAGAAACGAGAAAUCCAUCGAGUUCCUCAAACGCAACGGUCUAGAUCUAGAGAAGAUCAGAGAACAAGGGAUUAGCAUUCAAGGUUUUUUCUCCGAGUUUCGUCGGAUUCUGAAACGGACGAUGAAUGUUACUUGGGUCACGUUUCACGGAUCUUACGACAUCGCUUAUUUACUCAAAGGCAUCACCGGAGAAUCUUUACCGGUGACUUCAGAGAGAUUCGCGGAAGCGUUGGCGAGAGCUCUCGGUUCGGUUUACGAUUUGAAAGUAAUGGCUGGUCGAUUUAUAGGACUUAGUAGCCAUCUCGGUCUUCAGAAAGGUUAUGUUUAUGGACUUGGAUACAGAAUUCUGUCACACCGUUUGAAGCAAGAGCUAGUCACGGUGCGUCAAAGGGCUCAGUUGCAUAUUAACCAUGUCAUGAAGACAAGAUGCUAUGGACCGCCUUCGCCUUUUCUUCCACCGAUGCCGCAGCCAAGGCCGAUGUUUGUUGCUGGUUUUCCGCCUUUUGGUGGGUUCGACAUGAGGCCGAGAGUCUCCAUGUAUUAA